CACCGCCUUCACGGGCGUCUAGACGGCCAUCCCCGCGCUCAAUACGUUGAAUCUCUCCACUCGAAGGCCGUCGUCAACCGAUGAACUUAAAGGAGAUAACCGUAUCCGCUUUAAUCUGCCUUGUGUUCGUGCCUCUACGUCUAUGUGCUACACAGCCGCCUAAGAGAUGGUUGUAUCCUGACGAUGGCUUUCCACCAUCGCUUUCGAGUGUAUCAAUCUCUCGAAGUGAUGUCUCCGAGCGGUGGUAUCCCGGCCUCCCAUCCUCAGCCUGGGAAACUUGGAUAGGUAUAGAAAGGGUGGCGAGGAAUUUUGGAGUAUGCCAUGCCAGGGCCUUGUGUCAGAUAUAAACCACCGAGCGGAAGUUUUGAUAGAGCGUUGUGAUAAGGUUGGC
This is a messenger RNA of Durotheca rogersii, 391 nucleotides long. RefSeq lists its product as uncharacterized. Bases 81 to 347 code for a protein of 88 amino acids. The transcript has a single exon. The record is from RefSeq and is a predicted model, not a curated record. Lineage: Eukaryota; Fungi; Ascomycota; Sordariomycetes; Xylariales; Xylariaceae.